UUUAUUUUGAAGUUAUUUAAAUAUUCCGGGCGCUUUCGUGAAAUAGUACGCGAUAUUAUGCAUUCUGAAUCAGAAUUACAAAAGCUAAAGGUGGCCGAUUUGAAAAAAUUGUGCAAAGAAAAAGGCCUCAACCUCUUAGGAACUAAAAGUGAAUUGGUAUCAAGAUUGCUUGAAUUUCAGAAUGCAGAAGAAAAAAGUUCAACUCAGGUAACACCAGAGUCGAACACUCCUCAGGUAGGGCAAGUGGCGACAACAGGGAUGAAAAAUGGGACCAAGGAAGUUCAUGGAGUUGCUGCUGCUGCUGAUAUUGCUGCUGAUAUUGCUGCUGCUGAUUCUAAAAGCACUAGCAAAGCCGAUACAACAACUCCCACGCAGCCCGCCGUGUCCUCUGACUCUCAAGAACCCAGCAAACCAAAGAUCAAUAAAAUAGAGGCACCUAUUUCCGGGGAUGUGCAAGCUAAAAAUAAACUUGAACAAAGAAUAAAAAGGUUUGGAGUCGUUUCAGAAGACACUAAAAAACUUGUCAGAGCAGCGAGGUUCAAGUCUGCUGAUGCAAGUGAUAGUACAACUGGGACUGGCGACCAAAACGUUCUCAAGAAAAGGGCCGAAAGGUUCAACAUAAAAUCAAAGGCAAGCGCAGCAGCUGAUCCUGAGGUUAUAUUGAAGAGAAAGCAGAGAUUCGGAGAUGUCACUAUUGCCAGCACUUCCGCUACUACUACUACUAUUACUUCUAAGGCUGAUGAUAACGUCAUCCUGAAGAGGAAAGCAAAAUUUGGCGAUGUAAAGAAUCCAUCAACCUCUUCUGCUGCUGUUGUUGGUGGUGGUGACGUUGAUACGAAACGCCAGAAAAGGGCUGAGAGAUUUGGUCUAAAGAAAUGAGUGGCACUGAUGAUGAAGACGAUGAAGAUGCUGACAGAUGAAGAUUACGAUGAUUGGAUGAUAAUGAUGAAUGUGAUGAUGGUGAUGAUGAUUGAGUAUGAUGAUGAUGAUGAUUCAAUGAAUAUGUGAUGAUGAUGAUGAUUGAAUGAGUACGACGAUGAUGAUGAUGAUGACCAAUGGUGUCACUUGCAAUGAUGAUAAACUAGUGACCUUAACAAUGCUAAACAAUGUUUAUAUCAACCAUACCUAAUCUAACAGUUUUGUCUUAAUGUAUAUUUUUAGUUUAAUUAUAUAUUCACGCUAAUUAUUAUUAAUAAUUUUAUUAUUAUUUGUUUAAUUCAUCUUUAUUAUUAUUAUUUUAGUUAACAUUUGUAGGCAGAUAUAAUGGGUUUAUACAAUAAUAUUUGUGUCGUAAAAUAUUUAUUUAAGCUAUGUGUAAGUUGUGUUUCUGUUUCCCGCUCUUUCUCUCUUAUAUAUAUAUAUAUAUAUAUAUACUGAUAUACAUAUGUCUGUAUUGUAUGAAUUGUUGGCGUUAAUCAAUUUAAAGUUUGUCUUUUCAGUUUUUCUUACUAGAAUUUUUUGAAAAUUGUUCAGUUUGUUGAAAUAGAAUUAUCCAAGUUCAUCAUUAAAAGUUAAUGAAACUGUUGUCAUCCGAAUUCAUAACGCAGAUAAGACUUUAUUUCGAUUCUUUACAAAUUAUCUUCAGUGCAGAUUUGGCUUAUAUAGUUUGAUUAAUGCCAACAUUUCGAUAGAAUUCAUACAAUACUGUUUAAAAUAUGGCCCUCUUCCAACAUACAUGAAUGUAUAUAUGCAUACAUAUUAGAACUCGUGGAAAAUGAUGAGAAAUAAUAUGCAAAUACAGAAAGGAGUUUGAUUUCAUAAGUUUUGAAUCCGAAAUUUCAAAAGGAUGUAUCAGUAAUUCACUAAUUUCAUGAUCAUUAUGAGAAAAUUAGUCGUUCAAACUC
Messenger RNA from Helobdella robusta, 1844 nucleotides. RefSeq lists its product as hypothetical. Lineage: Eukaryota; Metazoa; Annelida; Clitellata; Rhynchobdellida; Glossiphoniidae. Bases 58 to 879 code for a protein of 273 amino acids. The transcript is spliced from 11 exons. The record is from RefSeq and is a predicted model, not a curated record. Gene Ontology annotation, cellular component: nucleus. Gene Ontology annotation, biological process: poly(A)+ mRNA export from nucleus.